This is a messenger RNA of Symbiodinium pilosum, 1392 nucleotides long. The record is from the annotation of a GenBank genome assembly. Lineage: Eukaryota; Dinophyceae; Suessiales; Symbiodiniaceae.
GUCCUCCUCUUUUCCUUAGCGCUUGGUGCCAACAUCUCAGAAGUGAACAUCACGGAGCCAAGCAACUUGGGUUACCAUGGCAUCAUCAUUGAUGCUGGCUCCAGCGGAUCAAGGGUCUGGGUUUUCGCUUGGCCUGUGCUGAAGUGCGAUUUCAACGCGCCCUUUCCAGUCGCAAUUCCAAGUGUUGUGGCCUCUCAGACCGUUCACCGUGGAUUGGCUACGCUGGGAACGGCCAAACUGAAUGAAACACUGCAAGAGCUGCUGAGCUUUGCGGAAGGCGUUCUGAUUGAUCGCGAGGAUGACUGGUCCGAGUUCCCAGUCUAUCUUUUUGCAACAGCUGGCUUUCGGCGAAUGCGGCCCGAUCAGCGGGAAGGCAUGCUCCAGAAUGUGAGGGCGAUCCUCGCAGACAGCUCCUUCUAUUCAGAGCCUGACCACGUCAGGAUUCUGAGCGGAGAAGAAGAAGGAGCCUAUGGCUGGCUAGCUGUGAAUGCAGAGAAGGGGCUGUUAGAGGAAGCAAGCAAGGGGUCACUUGGCGUCCUCGACCUUGGCGGCGCAUCAAUGCAGAUAACCUUUGUGCCCGAGGACGACAGGUCAGUGCUACAACACUCCUUCCCCGUGCACCUGCAGGGUCGGCAGAGUAACUUGUACUCCGCCUCGUACCUUCAGUUCGGCUUGCGCGAAGCACAGCGAUUGCUGCAGCGGCAGCUAAUAGCACGAGCAUUGGUGGCAGAGACGACGUCGAUCCUGGAACAUCCAUGCAUGCCAAGGGGCAGCAACAUCUCCGAGCUGCUUAUUGGCGACGAGAGCGGCAGUGACAGUGGCAACAGUUCCACACUCGGAGCCUCUCCGCUCAGAGCCACGUGGUACGGAAAGGGCCUCUACGAAGACUGCGCAGAUAAAAUCGCGGAACUCUUUGACAAGAGUGCACCAUGCUACCUUCCGCACUGCACAUUCAAUGGCAGAUAUCAACCGACGCUGGGCAGUCGGCGCUUCCUGGCCUUCUCUGCCUUCAGCUGGGUGGUGGAUGCCUUAGGCCUUCCAGCAGAGGCCACAGCCUUGGAGGACAUCGAGACGGCAGCCAGGUACGUCUGCAAGAUGGAUUGGACAAUGCUGCAUGAGCGAUGGCAACGUCUCGAUGAACAAGCCUUGCAAUCUCUGUGCUUUUCUGCUACGUAUGUGGUGGUACUUUUGCAUCAUGGCCUAGGCUUUGACAAGAAGAGCCACCAGAUUCUGUUCACCCAGGCCCAAGAUCGAGGCAACAUCAGCUGGGCCAGGGGCGCCAUCAUUUGGGAGGUCAACAACCGCUUCAGCCGCCAUCAACCACUGUGCAAGAUGGAUUUUCCAGAGAUCUCUAGCAGUUUCGCUGACAAGGGCAUGUGUCAAAGAAAGUAA